This is a messenger RNA of Truncatella angustata, 612 nucleotides long. RefSeq lists its product as uncharacterized. The coding region runs from base 1 to 612 and encodes 203 amino acids. The record is from RefSeq and is a predicted model, not a curated record. The transcript is spliced from 2 exons. Lineage: Eukaryota; Fungi; Ascomycota; Sordariomycetes; Amphisphaeriales; Sporocadaceae.
AUGAGGAUUUUUUCGUUUGGUGUUCUUUACCCAUUUGCUGUAUCGGCCACAGCCAUACAACCGCGAGCGGGUUCGGUGCCAGCUGGGCCUUAUACAGCGGGAGUCUGGAGACCCGCUCAAGGGACCGAUCUUUUCUUCUACGGCGAUGGAAUCAACGCCAAUGCGGGCAGGUUUUGGUUGGGGAAGAACGCGACUUCAUACUGCCCUGGCGAAGUCGAGAACCUGGACUGCUCAAAGUUUGCGACCAGUAGCACCAACUUUGUGGGAGGGAACGGCACCCUGGCACUAGACGUGUCGGUACCAGGCGGACAACAAAUCUACGUCGCCGCAGAUGGUGCGCUGGGCUAUACUGGCCCACACUCGGCUGCCGUGCCUGACGGGGCAAUCACAACGGGCUUCUGGCGUGAGCGCAGUGAGGCCUGGGGGGCGCCAGUAAACCUUGGAAUGACCAGCAGAUCGUGGCAGCUCUGCCCGAUUGGCGAUACGCCUCAGGGGAGAAAUGGUACGUUCCAGAUCUACCUCGUCGACGAAACGAAAGACGGCUGCUACGGGGUGGCAAUGCGAACAUAUACGGGUUCAGGGGCUGGCGGUAAUGCGUGGGAAUACUUGUGA